This is a messenger RNA of Impatiens glandulifera, 1469 nucleotides long. Its product is annotated as UDP-N-acetylglucosamine transporter UGNT1. Gene Ontology annotation, cellular component: Golgi apparatus. The transcript is spliced from 10 exons. The record is from RefSeq and is a predicted model, not a curated record. NCBI's taxonomy places the organism in Eukaryota, Viridiplantae, Streptophyta, Magnoliopsida, Ericales, Balsaminaceae. Gene Ontology annotation, molecular function: GDP-fucose transmembrane transporter activity; antiporter activity. Bases 223 to 1236 code for a protein of 337 amino acids.
UUUCCGAGUCAGUUCCGCGGGGGGUUCAGCUUACGAGUUACGACUCGGUGCUCAUAUGGUGAAAGUUGACUCUCGAGGGAGAUGAUAGUCUUUGGCCCGGUCCAUCCCCGUGCCUUGGCAGAUCGUGGAGAGGAGAAGCGUACUUAUUUAUGUAAACAAAGCGAUUGAGUGAGACAAAAGUGUCCGUCUUAAAGACCAAAAGGUCGAUCUCUUCUCUCUCCCAUGGCGUCCACCUCAGCGAAGAAUUCCUUGUUGCCUGUGUCAGAUCCUCCAAAACUUGGCGAUGAUAAGCUUUUCAAAGGAUCGACGAUGACCAGAAGAGGAGCUUUCGCUUCUAUCUCUUACAUGUCAUGUGCCGUACUUCUGGUGUUGUUCAACAAAGCUGCUCUUUCUUCUUAUAGCUUCCCUUGUGCAAAUGUCAUCACUCUGUGCCAGAUGAUAAGUUCAAAUGCAUUUCUUUUUCUAUUAAGACGAUCAAAGCUUAUAUCCUUCAGUGGAGGUGAAACCUUUGAUAAUAAUAUGGGUUUUGUUCCUUUGAAGACGUUAAUUCGCACCUCUCCUAUUGCAUUUUCCUAUUUGCUCUACAUGUUAGCUACCAUGGAAUCUAUCCGUGGAGUAAAUGUUCCCAUGUAUACCACUCUUCGGAGGACAACAGUGAUAUUUACAAUGGCUGUGGAGUAUACUUUAGCAGGGCAGAGAUAUUCAACUUCAAUUUUUGGAAGUGUGGCUUUGAUCAUUUUUGGUGCAUUUAUUGCUGGAGUACGGGACUUGUCCUUUGAUUCAUAUGGCUAUUCAAUAGUCUUCUUAUCCAACGUCACCACAGCAUUGUAUCUUGCUACUAUAUCGCGGAUUGGGAAAAGUAGUGGCCUGAACACCUUCGGUCUUAUGUGGUGUAAUGGAAUAAUUUGUGGUCCCAUUUUACUGUUCUGGACAUUUGUUCGGGGUGACUUGGAGACUACUAUGAAUUUCCAGUAUCUGUUCUCACCAGGCUUCAUGGUUGUGUUGCUUCUAUCUUGUGUAUUGGCUUUCUUCCUGAAUUACAGUAUAUUUCUCAACACAACUCUGAAUUCAGCUCUCACCCAGACCAUAUGUGGCAAUCUGAAGGAUUUUUUCACCAUUGGACUUGGCUGGAUGCUAUUUGGCGGCCUUCCAUUUGACUUUUUCAACGUGGUAGGACAGGUCCUUGGUUUUGUAGGAUCGGGUUUAUAUGCCUACUACAAGCUUGUCGGGAAAUAAUAGAAGCGAGAGUCUCGAAAGACUAGACAAAUUUUGCACAUAAAGAAGAGCUAACUCAAAGAAGAAGGAAGGUAGAGUUUAUGUAGCAAUAGAUUGUGCUUUUUAUAUGGUACUCCUACUAUUCGGCCUCUCAGAAUAUCAGUUACUUUUAUCAUGUAUUUUUAUCGACCGGUUCUCUUUUCGUGCUUCAUUCAAAUUCUAUCAAAUAAUACUGAUAUCAUUCUUAGCUAUAA